AUGAGACAAGGCCCCAUUCUUCCCCACCAAAAGAACACCAUCAGCAAAGACUACCCCAUCUCCACCACCAUGCAGACCAAGAUCAUCCUCGCCUCCCUGCUGGCCACGGCCGUGUCGGCCAACAACCUGCUCGCGCUGCGGCAGGUCAACACGCCGCUCGGGGACCUCUCGCCCGAGUGCCAGGCGGACCUUGCCGAGGUGCAAAAGGCGACCGACCUGCCGACGAUCCCGACGGCCUUCAUCUCCGACGCCUUUAUACGGGCGCAGACGCUGACGGACCCGUGCGCGUACACGCUGACCGGCACCGUCGCCAGCGAGUACACGAGCUUCGUCCAGGCUGCCGAGUCGUGGGCCAGCGUGCACACGAGCAUCGCCUCCAAGGUCGAAAAGGACUGCAACGCCGCCCUGCAGAACAUUGCCAACCUGUGCCCCGCCGGCAAGGCCGGUGUCACCGCCACGUCGGGCGCCGGUGCCGGCGAGCCCGCCGCCACCCCCGCGGACGGUGAGGUCGCCAAGUCCACCGGCGGCGCUGGCGAGGUCGGCAAGAACGCCGCCGUCGCUCACGGGCCGGCGGCUGCCACCGCCCUCUUGGUCGCUGCGCUCGGCGCCAUUGCUCUGUUGUAA
Cordyceps militaris CM01 is the source of this 624-nucleotide messenger RNA. RefSeq lists its product as uncharacterized. Bases 1 to 624 code for a protein of 207 amino acids. The transcript has 2 exons. NCBI's taxonomy places the organism in Eukaryota, Fungi, Ascomycota, Sordariomycetes, Hypocreales, Cordycipitaceae. The record is from RefSeq and is a predicted model, not a curated record.